AUGGCUAUCCUCCGGAAAAGAAAAUCUCGGGAUGAUCAACAGGAAGAGAGUGGCGGUGACCAUGGUGCUUCCAUGCACAAGGAUAAGCGCGCAAAGCGAGCAUCUCGAGGCUCAGAAUCGCCUGAUCUACAGCCUGAAGAAAUGGAUCGGCUCAGCCGCCUUCCGGAGGAAUUACUGGUCAACGUAAUGGCUCGCCUCAGCAAGGCGAGUCUGGGAGGAUCCUCGUUAUCAUACAGCCUGUCUCAGCUUUGCCGUACCUCCCAGAAGCUGGGACGUAUUGCUACUGAACAAUUAUAUACCAAUCUCGUCAUCUGCGUCGAAGAGUGCUCAUCGACCGACAGCAGGUUGACUACUCCUAAUCGCGGCCAUAGGCAUAUCAGAGCCCUCGAGUUCGAGAUGCUUCGGGCUCACGAUUGUCCACAGCAGGAGUAUGUUAGCGCUCUCGCUCUGGUCAAACAGAUGCUUCCACUGCUGGCAGAAAACUCCUUGCGAUCCUUCAUCACCCCGAGAACGCUGCCUUUGGAUAUGCAAUUGAUGCGUGCUCUACAGAAACGACAGAAGAAGUUGCAGCAUCUGCAGAUUGGACCCUUCACUGGACCAUCUUCAACUUCAACAGUCACACACGAAGAGCUGAUGGAGUUGCUUGCGACAGGCUGGCUGACGUCUCUGAGCUCGCUCGUAAUACCUCCGAUGAUGGGCAAUGUUGUCUGUGAGUUGGCAUUUUACGGUCAGAUCAUUCGAAACCUCAACAAGAUCGUUCGUGUCAAGAUAGAGGCAUACGAAACUUUUGACGGCUUUAGCAAUGGAAACCACGGAGAAGGACAGCUGCUCUCGCAAAACCCUCUCCACACACAGCAUAGUAUUUUCCAGCUGCUCUCUCGCCCAUCCGAGGGCUCAGCGAAGGUCUUGCAAAGCCCUGUUCAGGUCGAGUUUCUCAAUCUUACAUCGCAACGACUAAAUUCCGGUGCCAGCCUUUCGCCAUGGAUACCUCGCCUUUUCGAUCUAUUGUCGCUGCAGCAUUUGAGUCUGAUCUCCUGCCGAGGGACUAGUACGAUGCUGCAAUACCUCGCACAGUAUUACACCCACAUGAGAAAGGAGGACGCGAGGAGCCCGUGUCUACGCAGCUUUCGGUACCGCUCGGGGGGCCUCGUGGAUCCAUCCGCUUGGCCUGAAGCGCAAGGAGAGUCAUCUGGAUUGCACACAUUUCUAAGGAGCUUUGCUGGACUCGAAUUCUUAAUUGUGCAAAGCUACCGCCAAUGGGAAUUCGAUUUGUCCUGCCUGCACACCCACCUCGACACUUUGGCCCAUCUCUGCAUCUCUGUGGGCUUCGACUUUGUCGAGCGUACCAACUUCACCACUUUCCUUAGAUGGAUACCGUCCUCAGAGGAGCUCUGGCCUGUACUGCGAAAGGCCAGCAACCUCCAGCAGCUUGCGCUCGCAUUUCCGAGAAUCUAUACCCAUGAGCGGUCGAAUCAGGAAUUCCAGAACUGGCUGGAUGCAAUCGCCGAGCUACCCAAUCUGCGAGUCUUGAGGUUGCUGAACUGGCCGCUCUCGAAACUCCCGUCUGUAACCGAGGACACUAUGACCGAAUACGAGUGGGAGCUUUAUGAACUCGCGGACUUCGUAGUACGCUCAAUCUUCGCAACUUUUUCGGCAAAGCAGAAAAAAUUCCCGCUCAAGCUCUUGAUAAUUGGCAACGAUGAACGAUUGGACAAUCCAGCAGGGGAAUCCGGCUUGCCGCUGCCUGCCCGUCUAGCGAUAAAGGAGGAACCGCGUGACUCCAUCUGCUUCAAAAUCCUCACGAGCACCUGGUCAGACCGACUGCCCAAUGCUGUGCGAAGAACCACUGAGGCAGACAAUGUGGAACCAUUGUUCAACAGGAGGAGUACAGACUGUACAAGACUGAAUUACUACGGGAUGUAUGGUCGCGAUCCGGGCAUCGGGUUUCGCAGCAUUUUGCCGCGGAGUCUGCACAACCUACACCCAAUCUCGAACACAGAACAAACUUACGCUACCAUACCAUUCGGCCCGCAGCACCAGCUCAUGGCUUCUGAACAAGCUUCUUCCGCCGCAUUGUCCUCACGGCAAACAUCAUCAAGCGGAAGAGCCCUAAGACAGACGCUCCAAGGGCUCGAGGCUCCACCCCUGGCGUCGACCAAACGGAGGUCUGGCAGCUCCACCUCCCCGGAACGUACACCUGCCACCUCGCCAAGUCUUGAUGGACUCCCGAACGAAAUAUUGGCUGCCAUAGCAUCUCUCCUUGACGACCAUGACCUGACAAGCCUGUGUCUUACAACAGCGUGGCUUAACCCCAUCGCGACCGAAGUGCUCUACCGACACCUUAACAUCGACCUGGACCUUUUCGAACCUGCAUCAGGCGUCUUGACCGACGGGAAUCGUGGGCACAGGAGCAUCCGCACGCUGGACCUGUGCUUCUUGCAGCAUGACUACGAAUACGGUAAAGAAAGAUGGGAGUACAACCUUGCUCUUGUCAAGAGGAUCCUAUCGUUCCUUCGCCAGGACCAUCUGCUGGACAUUGACCUGCCUUAUGACUUCGCUGUCGACAUCGAACUGGUCUCCAUGUUGCGCUCACAACAAACCAAACUGCAGCAUCUCAGCAUCGGGCCUAUCCUGGGUGCACGCUUGAAGGAUUUGCGAGCCUUAGCGACUCCCGAAAGUUUCCCAGAGCUCGUGUCGCUCGUAGUCCCUCAGAGACUAUCAAGCGAACACGAACUCACGUUCUACGGGCUGCUCAUCCGAAAUCACAAAAAGCUCUCAAAUCUGGAGAUACGGCCAUUCAACGUCUUUCUAGGGUUUGACACUGGUACAUGGAAUCGACCUACAGAGAAACGGGAGAUCAAGACUGACAAAGGAUCCGUCUUCGAGCGCAUAUCACGGCCGUUUGAAAAGCCGAAGGGAGGGUAUCACCCGCCCGUCAAGGUCACUCGUCUCUUGCUCGCAACUGGCACUGAUGAUCAUACGGCAGCGGCCUUGCUCAAGAUUGUAGACUUCCCAUCGCUUGAGCAUCUUAUUGUCACUAAUUGUGGAGACCAAGAUCUCCUUUUGCGAGAGCUCGCGCGGCACUCCAGUACGUCAGAGGGGCUCUCGUUGCGCUCGCUGCGGCAUCGCGGAUGGAGGCAGAUCAAUGGUGUACUCGACUCCUUCCUCAGAACAUUCGCUGGACUCGAAACCCUGUUUCUACGAUACACUAACCAGGGAGCGGACGCUCGUAACUUCGAUUUAAGCGCACUGGAUACCCACCUGCCCACUAUUGAGCACUUGUACAUCUUGAUGGCUUCCGGAUUCCAAUCUCAUACCUGGUGGACAGCGCAGCCUUCGGACCUUCAGCGGAUGUGUCGAGCGGCACAAAACAUCCAACAGCUUGGUCUCACGUUCCCGGAGAUGUAUCUCGGCGAGACCGAUCCUGCCAGGAACGAAAGGCUCCAACAUUUCUUGGAUGCCAUAUUGGAACUACCCAAUCUCCGCCUGUUACGCAUGCUGUCUUGGCCACGCACAACCAUGAAGCUUGAAGGGGGCACUCGAGGUAUGCGCGACGACUACGUCCGUGUUUCGAGAAGGUACGAGAUUGGACUGGAAGCUUUCGCCAAAAACGUAAUGACGAUUCUGGCGGAACAGUAUCGGCAGAAGAAAAAGGCAUUUCCCAUAGAGCUUUUCGUUCUCGGAAUCGACAUCGACCACGACCAACCCUGGGAUGUCAUCGGCGGCAGACUCUUUGGGGGGCGGAAGGAUCCGAUAUGUUUCCGAGUUGAGUCCGAGACUGCUGAUGUGGCUUCCGAUGCAGACUCAGGCUCUGUCGAGUCUUCUUCGAACAAGGGGCCGGUAGUUUGGGAGAUCUCGGGGAAAGAAGCUGGGAGAAUGUAUCCGGCUUACUGUGAAGGAGGAGAAGUGCUCUGGUCACACAGUCUCUGA
Saxophila tyrrhenica is the source of this 3930-nucleotide messenger RNA. RefSeq lists its product as uncharacterized. The transcript has 9 exons. Gene Ontology annotation, molecular function: protein binding. Bases 1 to 3930 code for a protein of 1309 amino acids. Lineage: Eukaryota; Fungi; Ascomycota; Dothideomycetes; Mycosphaerellales; Extremaceae. The record is from RefSeq and is a predicted model, not a curated record.